This is a messenger RNA of Baudoinia panamericana UAMH 10762, 1749 nucleotides long. RefSeq lists its product as uncharacterized. The coding region runs from base 1 to 1749 and encodes 582 amino acids. The transcript has 2 exons. NCBI's taxonomy places the organism in Eukaryota, Fungi, Ascomycota, Dothideomycetes, Mycosphaerellales, Teratosphaeriaceae. The record is from RefSeq and is a predicted model, not a curated record.
AUGCCAGUUUCGCAUCUUGGACUUACAGUGUCACACAUAUCCUCGGCGACAUCAUUUUACCUUACUACGCUUGAACCCCUCGGCUAUCGGUAUAUCGGACACAGUAGAGACUCUGUUGGGCUUGGUGUGGACAAUGCGGACUUCUUUCUGACGCAGCAGCCUAGCCGUGUCCCUGUCUCACCUACCCACAUCGCUUUCGCAGCAGAUAGUCGUCUGGUUGUACGUAACUGCUAUGCAGCUGCUCUGAGAUCAGGCGCAUAUCCCAGCAGUGCGCCAAGCUACCGUGACCGCAAUUGCAACGUCUUCAAUGCUGCUGUGGAGGAUCUUGACGGUAAUGUUGUUGAGUUCGUGUUCACAGAGCCGACCGUGGCAGACGACGAUGAGCAUGCCAUUGAAGCGCCGGAGCAUAGCCGUGUGCUAAGCUGGAGAAAGGGUAUCAAAGGUAUGAGCAAUCAGGAGGAUCCCUGGGACUGUCGCUCUCGGUCUUCAGGCACCGAUUCGGCAGUCAAGCCUUUUCCUGGCCUGCAGCCGGCGCGCUCUAUGUACGCCCGAAGUUCCUCUGCAGCGCCGCUACGAGAAACGGGUCGAACACGUACCCUGCCCGCAAGGUCCGCUUCGAAUUCAGAGUUUCCCAACAAAGCCUUCUUCGGUACUUUGCUGGGUGCAACAGCUGGCGCUGCGGUUGCGUGGGCUUUCAUGAAGGCUGAAGCAAGAAAUGCGCGAGACGAGCAAUCUUUCUCUGACGCCGCUCGCUCCCAACCGCGCCGAUAUUCGCUUGAUGGCGCCGUUUCACGCAGAUCUAGCGUGGCAGGUUCUCAGCUACCGCUAAGAGACCGAGAGUAUAGCACGACCGAGAAGACUUCAGUAAGCAGGAAGUAUCCGCCACUCAGUCUAGCUCGCAGCAGGCCAGCUAUUGACUCUAGGACUUACUACGACGAUAAUGAGGUACACGCCGCAGUCAGCCGAUAUACAGCGUCUCGUCGGCCGUCAGUGCCCAGACGCACUAGGACCGUGGAUGCUCACGAAUAUAGGCCGGUGUUUGCAGAUGAAGACCGUCCGGAAGCUGGCGUAAGACGGUCUUACACUUUACCGGCCGAUGACACGAUCCCAGAAGGAUCUGCGAGCUCUGGACAGAUAGCACCAACGUCACGUUCUCGGCGCUCUACAGUCGAUGGACGAACGUCUAGGCGUCACGAUAGCGGCGUAAGUCUACGGUCUCGUGCAUCGCAUGAUUCCUGGGACUCUCAUCGGACCAAGUCCCACGGAAGCCACCAAUCCAGUAACGGCACUGUCAAGCCAGGCCGUCGCUCGGUCCAAGAGCAGCUUACGGAUAUCGGGAGCUCGGCACGCCCCAAGCCCACACACUCUGCUGCAAUGGGGGAACCACGCGUUCGAGAUGCCGCUCGUGCCUCCACGUACGUGACAGCUGCGCAAGACCCAUGGCUUGCGGAGGGCGUAGGUCCACGACCCGUUCUCGAUGAAAGUGAUGACUCGGACGGUUUGGGCGACACUUGCACGGUUGUUCCUGACGACAGUAUCUCGUGCGUCGGUAUAAGCAGGCCACAGCCCGCCGCUCGAACCAGCCGUCAACUUUCCUCGAAGCACGGCAGAUCCGACAGCAUUCCCACAGCGAGACCUGUGGAGACUAAGCUCGGACGGAGAUACAGCGCCGCGACGCUCCCUUUGCGGCCGAGAGACGAUGGCAAGGGCUACAGUGGGAAGAAGAGAAGCGUAUUGACAUAUGCAUGA